AUGGCUACUACUACGGCCACUCCAGCAAAAGAGGUUUUGCCGUUGAAGGGGGUCAAAGUGUUGGAUAUGACUAGAGUGCUUGCCGGGCCAUACUGCACACAAAUCCUCGGCGACCUAGGCGCCGAAGUAAUCAAAAUCGAACACCCAACCCGCGGCGACGACACACGAGCCUGGGGCCCACCUUAUGCAGCCCACAUCUCACCCAACUCCACGCCAACCCAGAGAUCAUCUCCUGGAGAAUCAGCCUACUUCCUCUCCGUCAACCGCAACAAANAAUCUCUAGGAUUGUCCUUUCAAUCUCCUNCUGGUGUCGAAAUUCUCCACAAACUCGCUGCAGAGUGCGAUGUUCUUGUAGAGAAUUAUCUGCCGGGUGCGUUGAAGAAGUACAAGAUGGAUUAUGAGACAUUGAGUAAAGUCAAUCCAAAGUUGAUCUAUGCAAGUAUUACGGGAUAUGGGCAGACGGGUCCGUAUGCGAACAGGGCGGGUUAUGAUGUUAUGGUUGAAGCGUGA
Messenger RNA from Aureobasidium uvarum, 510 nucleotides. NCBI's taxonomy places the organism in Eukaryota, Fungi, Ascomycota, Dothideomycetes, Dothideales, Saccotheciaceae. The record is from the annotation of a GenBank genome assembly.